Suillus paluster is the source of this 686-nucleotide messenger RNA. Its product is annotated as cerato-platanin-related secreted protein. Lineage: Eukaryota; Fungi; Basidiomycota; Agaricomycetes; Boletales; Suillaceae. The record is from RefSeq and is a predicted model, not a curated record. Bases 157 to 585 code for a protein of 142 amino acids. The transcript has 2 exons.
AACCCGCCGGCUCUGGCGGGCCAGUCUAAUUCUAAGUUGCCGUUGGUGCAUAAAAGGGCUCUCAUAUUUUCGGUAAGCCAUUCAAUUCACUGCUAGCCCACUCCAAGAGUCCUCGCUGUUUAGCACGUUAAUCUUCUAUUUACUUUCAUAUUCACGAUGAAGUUCUUGACUGCUUCCACCGCCAUCGCCCUUGCUACAUGCGCCGUCGCUACCACUUUCACCGCCUCUUAUGAUACCACCUAUGAUGCGGGAUCCACCUCACUGAACACGGUGGCCUGCUCAGACGGCCCCAACGGCUUGGAGACGCGUGGCUACACCACUUUCGGCUCUAUCCCGAGUUUCCCUUACAUCGGGGGUGCGCCCCAGAUCACAGGCUGGAACUCGCCAUAUUGUGGCUCGUGCUGGGAAAUCACUUACGGGACCACCACAAUCCACAUGACCGCCAUUGAUGUCGGUGAUGCGGCACGAGAAGGGUUCAACUUGUCGGAGGAAGCCAUGAACGCGCUCACGGGCGGACAGGCUGCGAGUUUGGGGCGUGUCAGCGUUACGGCCACCCAAGUCGCUGCUAGCGUUUGUGGUCUGUGAAACUAUGAAAUUAGGGUGUGCGGGGCAAAUGGUUGUUUCGUUUUAGUCAACGAGUUUUUUUUUGGCUAGCUCUUCGACUUUUAUGUACACAAACGGAAAAU